Molecule: messenger RNA, 1092 nt
Organism: Anisakis simplex (herring worm)
Lineage: Eukaryota; Metazoa; Nematoda; Chromadorea; Rhabditida; Anisakidae
Source: the annotation of a GenBank genome assembly
AUGUCCGAAAGUAGCGGUAGCGAUCGAUGGGAAUUCGAGGAGCCACGUUUCGAUGGCAGUCGUUUCGGAAAUCCAGCUUCUUUCACCGAUUGGACGGGUGUACCGGGUCCGAUUGCGCUUUUCAAGUGGAAAUUCGUUGAGAAAGAUGACUCGAAACUUCCAUCAGAUGAGGUUCUGGACGAAACAUUACCGGUUCAAAGGCCAGACUUCAAUCGAAAACAGUCAUCGAAACUCGCGUUGACAUGGCUUGGUCACGCUACCGUACUCGUUCAAAUGGGUGCGAUCAACUUUAUCACUGAUCCAGUAUGGUCACCCAGAGCCUCACCAAUCCAAGUGGCAUUUGGACCACGCCGGUAUCGACCACCACCGAUUGAAUUAGAACAGCUGCCUGAGUUGGAUUUUGGUGUGAUCUCACAUAAUCAUUAUGAUCAUUUGGAUGCGAAAAGUGUUCGAAGACUAAGUGAACUGUUUCCGCGGAUGUUAUGGUUUGUGCCGUUGGGCGUAAAGCUUUGGAUGAUGAACAAUGGUAUACCAGCUGCGAAUGUCCAUGAAAUGAACUGGGGUGAUCAUCAAAAAUUCGAUUUCAAUGGAACGCAGGCUGAAAUUUGGUGUAUUCCUGCACAGCAUUGGUCACAACGCGGUAUUUUGGAUCGUUUUAAGACGCUAUGGAGUGGAUGGGCUGUGGUUGGUGAGGAACGAAAGUUUUAUUUUGCCGGUGAUACGGGUUAUUGUGAGAGAGAGUUUGAUGUUCUCGGUAAGAAGUUGGGACCAUUCGACUUAGCCGCCAUUCCAAUUGGAUGUUAUGCUCCCAGAUGGUUCAUGAAACCGCAACAUAUCAAUGUAACUGAGGCAGUUAAAAUCCAUCAAAAAAUUUGUGCCAAAAAAUCAAUCGCUAUUCAUUGGGGAACUUAUGAAAUGGGGUCAAAUGAGGCAUAUUUGGAACCGCCACGAUUGCUGAAAGAAGAAGUGCAAAGGGCUGGCUUGAAGGCAGCUGAUUUCACAUCGUUAUCGCAUGGUGAAACGUGGCGUGAGGGUGAGGAGACAAGCUCGGAUUCAAGUCAGCCGGAAAGUUCAUCACGCAGUGAAAAUUGA